AUGCAGACGUCGGACGCAGCGCUGCUCGCGGUCGGCGCCAUCGGCCUCGCCGCGACCAUGGCCUGGAUUCUGUACAUGGUCGGGUACAUUGGCCAUGCAGAGGCGAUAGCGGACGACGCCAACGGGCGACAGCCCCGGCGACGACAGCAUGAGCAGCAGCAAGGUCGUAAUGGCCUGCGCCAGCGGCGACGACACGUGCGCAAUGACGACGAAGACGAUGCGUCGGACGAGGACGAGGAAGACGAGCCCCGAGGCGGCGAUCGCCAGCGGCCGCCGCCGACGACCCGACGCGAAAUCAAAAAGGAGCAAAAGCGGCAAGAGCGCGAGCAGCAGCGCAAGUUUGACGAGUACCGACGCGACGAAGCGCGCAAGCUCCAAGACGCAGAAGCCAACGCCUACCGCAAAAAGGUGCUAAACGAAGCGACCCGUGAAGCGGCCGAGGCCAUGGCUGCCGCCGAGGCGGCCCAAGUGCAAGCCGCGCGCGACGCCGCUGAAUUGGCCAAGUGGAAAGGCCAGUUCUCCGUCGACGACGCCGGGUCCGACCGCGUGGAGCUAUCCGAGUCGACGCAUCUCCUCUCGGACUUCCUCGCUUACUUGGCGACGCACAAGGUGGUGCUGCUCGAAGACCUCGCGUUGCGCUUUGGGCUGUCGACGACGGCGACGAUGCAGCGGUUGCAGUCGCUUCUGACUGCCGGUCGGCUCUCGGGCUUCUUGGACGACCGCGGCAAGUUCAUCGCGGUCGACGACGACGACAUGAAGCGCGUCGCCACGUACAUUGGCAAGAAAGGCCGCGUGAGCGUUUCCGACGUGGCGCGCGAGUGCAAUCGGCUGCUUGCAUCGUAGCUUGCAUCGACUACUGCACUCGAGCUGUCUACGAGCUCA
Molecule: messenger RNA, 882 nt
Organism: Saprolegnia diclina VS20
Lineage: Eukaryota; Oomycota; Saprolegniomycetes; Saprolegniales; Saprolegniaceae
Exons: 7
Coding region: 1-843 (280 amino acids)
Source: RefSeq, a predicted model, not a curated record